CACAGUUUGUCUUUACUGACACCACAUUUCUUCGAAUAAAAGAGAUACUGGGUUUUAUUUACAAACGUUUGCUAGUUGUUCCUACAUAGUCGACGACAUGUAUUUACAUCUUCAAUCCAAAAGCAGAUUUCUCGACCUUCACUUGACCAGCGGUUUACAUGACUGGGACAUGAAUGAGGAAAUAAAGUUAACGACGACGACUGAUCAGUUUUACCACGAUGAUAAGCGGUCUGACCAGUAUCUGGCUCAGUGGCACUUCGCGAGGAUCUCCAGACGAUCAUUACCAGCAGCAGAGCACGGGAGCUACCAGCUGCCCCUCAGCAGCAGAGAGCCUGAAAUACAACCUAAUCUGUGGCUGAUGGUGAAUCCCAGUUUAGCCUGCCCCAUAAAGUACCCUAGUAAUUACCCCAAAGCCCCAACACCCCCAAAACCGACACCGAAGUCAGCACUGCCAAGGACCACCACACCUGUUCUGGAACACCAUCUGCACCCAGCGAUACUGCCUGAUGAGACCUGCCUGAAUGAGUCAACGCACGAUACCUCCCUCUCCAGCGAGUAUCAGGUCACAGACGAAGAUGACGCUUCUUCUGUAGAUGUGCCUGUUUGUCGUAAGGUAAAGGGUGUGCGGAAGGGGGGGACCCCCAAAGCGUCUACUCGCAAACUGGGUCUGACGCAGAAUAGAAGGCUUCAGAGAGCCCUGCAGGACAGUAUGAACCUGAAGAACGGCGGAUGGCCUCGGCCUCCUGUUAACUACUGCAUCCUCAUCGCAAUGGCACUCAGCAGCAGCCGUAAUGGCAGUCUUAACGUACAGCAGAUCUAUAACUUCACCAGAGAGCACUUCCCCUUUUUCCUUACAGCUCCAGAUGGGUGGAAAAACACAAUCCGCCAUAAUCUGUGUUUCAGCAACAGUUUUAAAAAGACCCCGCAGCAGGUGUCUGGAGACGGCAAGAGGAAGUCGUGUCUGUGGCAUCUCACUCUGGAUGGCCGACAGAGACUGAGAGAUGAAAUUAACAUGCUUACGGGAGAUUCCUUCAGAAUGCUGAAGAGGAGCAUGAACUAUCCAGAUAUGAUUCAAGCACUGUUAGAGCUGUGAUCCAACUUUGACCCCUGUGACAUCAUCAGGCUGGACAACUGGACCUGCUGUGAUUUGAUUUCUUUAUGAACUUGUGAAUGUUAGCACUUUUUGUUAUUAUUGUGUAACUUUUCUUUUUGUGUCUGUCAUUUUGUUUUUGAUUUUCUUCAAUGACACAUUGUGCCUUAUAAAAUAAACAAAUGCAUUUAUGGA
Messenger RNA from Sinocyclocheilus rhinocerous, 1285 nucleotides. It is a transcript of the gene foxr1, whose product is annotated as forkhead box R1. Bases 98 to 1093 code for a protein of 331 amino acids. Gene Ontology annotation, molecular function: DNA-binding transcription factor activity; sequence-specific double-stranded DNA binding. The transcript has 6 exons. The record is from RefSeq and is a predicted model, not a curated record. Gene Ontology annotation, biological process: regulation of DNA-templated transcription. Lineage: Eukaryota; Metazoa; Chordata; Actinopteri; Cypriniformes; Cyprinidae. Gene Ontology annotation, cellular component: nucleus.